ACUCACAUGAUCCAGUGACUCAACCUGAACGUCGCCUCAUAUAAACACUCCGUUUUGCCCGUUUCUUGGUUGAUUUGUGCAACUAAAACUGUCACAAUGCUGUGUGGAGGAACCUCCCAGGCAAAGGAAGCCGACCAAGAGAUCCAGCAGCUCUGUGAUUCAAUGAAGCCUCAUGCAGAGCAAAAAGCAGGGAAGACCUAUGAUGUUUUUACUGCCAGGAGCUACAAGACACAGGUGGUGGCCGGGACCAACUACUUCAUCAAGGUCCAUGUGGGAGGAGAUGAUCAUGUUCACCUCCGUGUUCACAAACAGCUGCCGUGCAAUGGAGGAGAAACUUCACUGAGUGCUAUGCAGCAAUCCAAAACCCACCACGACCCUAUCGAGUUCUUCUAAUGGGAUCACGGACCAAGCAAAGCAUCAGUGCCUACAGGCUGCAGUCUCAUUAAAAUCCUGGCUCUUUAUACAAAACAAUGCAGUUACCAUUGCUUACAUGUAAUAACAUACUGUGGAUCAUGAUAACAGACAGAUGUCAAAAUGGAACUAUAUUGUAUGAAUAAUUAAAAAAACUAAACAGA
Molecule: messenger RNA, 575 nt
Organism: Amphiprion ocellaris (clown anemonefish)
Lineage: Eukaryota; Metazoa; Chordata; Actinopteri; Pomacentridae
Product: cystatin-B-like
Exons: 3
Coding region: 97-393 (98 amino acids)
Cellular component (GO): cytosol
Molecular function (GO): cysteine-type endopeptidase inhibitor activity
Source: RefSeq, a predicted model, not a curated record